AUGACUAGCGAUGUGAUUGCAAAGAAAAAGGAUCCAGGGGCAUUCACUAUCCCAUGUACCAUUGGUAUGCUUAAGUUUACCAAAGCUUUAUGUGAUUUGGCGGCAAGUAUAAACUUGAUGUCAUAUGCAAUCUUCAAACAACUUGGAUUGGGCAAAUCGAAAUCCACAACAAUGUGGCUUGUAAUGGCAGACCUAUCUAUUAAACACCCUAUUGGGAUACUUUAUGACAUAUUGGUAAAGGCUGAUCGAUUUAUCUUUCCGGCUGAUUUUGUUAUUCCAGAUUGUGAAAUUGAUGCGGAGGUUCCUAUUAUUUUGGGUAGACUAUUCUUGGCGACUGCAACAACUCUAGUGGAUGUUAAAAGUGUUGAGUUAAAAUUUUGGGGAAAUGAAGAAGAGGUUACCUUUAAUGUGUGCAAAUCAAUGAAGCAACCUAGUGACAUUCAGGUACUUUCAACGAUUGAUGUGAUUGAAGAAACAGUGGCUAGUGUGAGUGAAAUGAUGUUUAUGGGUGAACCUCUUGAGGUUGUUCUUUGA
Molecule: messenger RNA, 534 nt
Organism: Solanum verrucosum
Lineage: Eukaryota; Viridiplantae; Streptophyta; Magnoliopsida; Solanales; Solanaceae
Exons: 1
Coding region: 1-534 (177 amino acids)
Source: RefSeq, a predicted model, not a curated record